AUUGACAAAACGCUUGAGACCGGUUGUAUUACAAUCACAUGCCGCUUACUACCAACCGAGCGCCGUACUAGAAAAGCGUCGUACUACUAUAGUACUAUUCUUGGUCUUUUACUGAAAGUUAUCCCCACCGCUCAUCACAUCUAGUUUGCUUGCUCAGCCCGCAGACCUUCACGCUUACCACCCGCUUCAAAUUCUCAUACCAGUCCAGGCUCAUUGUGUUGCCUAGUACUUACAUCUCAACGCAGACCUAAUACUCCAGGAGCAUUCAAGAAUACAAUUUAGACAAAAUGAUUAGAACUGCAUUGACUGAACUUCUGGGCAUCCGUGUGUAAGUUAAUGUACGUCUGCUGUUCGGAAGACAUAUUUACGUCUUGUUCCGCUCUCGACAGGCCAGUAGUACAAGGGGGUAUGCAAUGGGUCGGAAAACCUCCACUUCCUGCAGCCGUGUCGAACGCGGGAGGUCUUGGGUUAAUCACCGCACUUACGCAGCCGAAUCCCGAAGCUUUGCGCACUGCGAUUCGUGAAACACGCGCAGUAACUGACAAGCCCUUUGGCGUCAACAUUACAAUCCUACCCUCAAUUAACCCACCAGACUAUGAAGGUUUCGCGCGUGCAGCUGUAGAAGAGGGUGUCAAGAUAUUUGAAACAGCAGGGAAUAACCCGGGAAAGCUCAUCCACUUCUUCAAGUCGCAUGGGUGCAUUGUGAUACACAAGUGCACCACGAUUCGACACGCCAAGUCCGCAGAACGACUAGGUGUCGACGUUGUGAGUAUCGACGGUUUCGAAUGUGCUGGUCACCCUGGAGAGGAGGAUAUUGGUGGCCUUGUUCUGCUUGCAAGAGCCGCGCAAGAACUCAAAAUACCCUACAUUGCGUCGGGCGGAAUCGCAGAUGGCCGUGGAUUGGCUGCUUGUCUCGCACUCGGUGCCGCUGGAGUGAACAUGGGUACACGCUUCAUGUGCACAGUUGAGAGCCCUAUCCACCAAAACAUCAAAGAGAAAAUUGUCGCCUCCACCGAAUAUGAUACCACCCACAUAUUCCGUACCUUGAAUAACACCUCACGUGUUUUCAAGAAUGUAGUCUCACAGCAAGUCGUUGCUAUCGAGCGGCGGCCAGGUGGGGCGAAGUUUGAAGACGUCCGCGAUCUUGUCUCGGGCGCACGAGGCAAAGUUGUAUUCGAGAACGGUGAUCCUGACUACGGGAUUUGGACUGCAGGUCUUGUACUUGGCUUGAUCAAGGAUAUCCCGACGUGCGAAGAGCUCUUGUCGCGCAUGGAGAGGGAUGCAGAAGAGAUUAUCAAUGGGAUGGCCAAGCUAGUCAAUGCGAAGGCUAAGUUGUAAUGUUGUAUACCUCGUUAUCGUGAUAUCACCUUGUUGUUUGUUUUUCGUAAGUAGCAACUAACCUAAAUGGUAUGU
Suillus bovinus is the source of this 1413-nucleotide messenger RNA. RefSeq lists its product as uncharacterized. The coding region runs from base 337 to 1338 and encodes 333 amino acids. Gene Ontology annotation, molecular function: nitronate monooxygenase activity. The record is from RefSeq and is a predicted model, not a curated record. Lineage: Eukaryota; Fungi; Basidiomycota; Agaricomycetes; Boletales; Suillaceae. The transcript has 9 exons.